GCGGCCCGUUACUAACCACUGCACCGCGCAGGAGCUCUGGCAACAACCACAACGGAGGAUUGGAGCAUAGCAAUACUGCCAGCGAAAUAACAACAGAGAAACAUAGCUGUCUGAAUACAAGGAUGGCAGUGAAUGUGCACGCCACGUCUGUGUCCUGUGACACCCUGAGCCGACAUGACAUGUUGGCCUGGCUCAACGACUCCCUGCACCUCACCUACACCAAGAUAGAACAGCUCUGCUCGGGGGCAGCGUACUGUCAGUUCAUGGACAUGCUGUUUCCAGGCUGUGUCCUUCUAAAGAAGGUCAAGUUCCAGGCCAAGCUGGAACACGAGUUCAUACACAACUUCAAGGUUCUCCAGGCUGCCUUCAAGAGGAUGGGCGUUGACAAAAUAAUUCCCGUGGAGAAGCUGGUAAAAGGAAAGUUCCAGGAUAACUUUGAGUUCGUGCAGUGGUUCAAGAAAUUCUUUGACGCCAACUAUGAUGGGAAGGAGUACGACCCGCUACAGGCCAGACAGGGACAAGAUGUGAACCCCGCCCCCAAUCCAGGUGAUCACUUUUCCCACAGACCAAAGAGAACUCAUGGCCCUGCAGGCCCCCAGAGGCACUCGCCCACGGUGCCCAAGAUCCUACCCACGCCCCAGAGGGUGCUGAACACCACUGUGCAUGUGAGGAAGGCCCCGGCCCUGACGCGGAACGGAGGCACAGACGUGGAACUCUUGGAGCUAAAUCAACAGUUGAUGGAGCUGAAGUUAACGGUGGACGGACUAGAGAAGGAGAGAGAUUUCUACUUCAGUAAGCUGAGAGACAUUGAGCUGAUCUGUCAGGAACACGAGAGUGACACCAACCCUCACCUCUCCAGGAUCAUGGACAUUCUCUACGCCACAGAGGAUGGCUUUGCUGCUCCAGAUGAUGACGAGAUUGAUGGACAGGCCCACUUGGACCAGGAUGAAUACUGAGUCUCUAAUACCUUCUGUCUAUUCACAUCCCCCUCUCCCUCCUCUAAUAGCUUCUGUCUAUUCACAUUCCCCUCUCCCUCCUCUAAUAGCUUCUGUCUAUUCACAUCCCCCUCUCCCUCCUCUAAUACCUUCUGUCUAUUCACAUCCCCCUCUCCCUCCUCUAAUACCUUCUGUCUAUUCACAUCCCCCUCUCCCUCCUCUAAUACCUUCUGUCUAUUCACAUCCCCCUCUCCCUCCUCUAAUAGCUUCUGUCUAUCCACAUCCCCCUCUCCCUCCUCUAAUAGCUUCUGUCUAUUCACAUCUCCCUCUCCCUCCUCUAAACCCUUCUGUCUAUCCACAUCCACCUCCCUCCCUCUCUCUCUCUCUCUCUCUCUCUGUCUCUCUGUCUCACUCUCUCUUUCUCUCUCUUUCUCUCUCUCUCUCUCUCUCUCUCUCUCUCUCUCUCUCCCUCUCUCGCUCUGUCUCUCUGUCUCUCUCUCUCUCUCUCUCUCUCUGUCUCUCUCUCUCUCUCUCUUUCUUUCUUUCUCUCUCUCUCUCUCUCUCUCUCUCUCUCUCUCUCUCUCUCUCUCUCUCUCUCUCUCUCUCUCUCUUUCUCUCUCUCUCUCUCUCUCUGCCUCUCUUUGCCUCUCCCUCUCUUUUGCCCCUCUCUUGUUCUUGUUCUAUCUCUUUUCAUAUGUAUAUAUGUGUGUCUCCUCCUUCCCCCUCGGCAAUGUACUGUACAUACACCAUUACAUCUCAUAAGCUACCCCUCGCUCCCUCCCCAAUGACACAGUAGCAGCAACAAUAACAGAACAUAUCCUAGUCGUUCCAGCAUGGUACAUAGUAACACAGAAUAAUGACCCAAACCAAGGUGAUAUUAAUGGGGGUGUUAGGCCUGCACAAUUCAUUCAGAGUUGUAAAUAUGACAAAAAAGGAACGAUUUUGAAAUAAGGUAGAUGUCUGAAUGUAUUUGUUUGUUUGUCUUUUGGUUUGACUCGCGCUUUUUCUAAAACUAAUUUUGGUUCUAUUCCGGAGUGUAGAAAGCACCUUGUGCAUGUUAUUGUAUUACAGGGUACCACAAGAGUCCUAAAAUAGACUAACAAAAUCACCUAUGACAACAAAUUAUAUUUAAUUGGUUUUUACUUUCUUAUUUAUUGAUUUGGAUUUGAACUACUAUCGGUACAAUAAUUGGUGCAAAAUGUAUGUAAAUGAAACAAUACUAUAACUUAUGCUCAUGCUAGUGAAAAGGCUUAAGCUUUUUGUUUCAGUUGAUGGCAUGUAGUAACGUCAAGGGAAACUUCAUAAAAGAAAGUGGUCCAGAAAUAAUAAUUUAGGUAUAGGAUAUGACCAAUGCUCUUUCACUGUACUCAUUCUGGAAUAGCUAUAUUUGAACAUGAGAAUGUCAUAAAUGAACAGGAAAUGGCCGAUAUAUUCAUAAACUAAUUUAUGUGGAGAUGUUAUGUUCAAAUAGAAGUGUCUGGGUACAUGCCAUGGUAUUUAUUAUGUAUAAUGAGUUUAACAUUAAUUUGGUAUUAACAAUACCUGAGUUACUACGUAGGCUGACUAUGGCAGCAAAUUUUUUUUUUUUUUUUAAUUUAACUGUAAAAAUGUGUUGUUUUUAAAAGAGCCUGAAAACAAUGAUUUACUUUGAUUUGAUCAUAUCACGUUUCUGCUGCUAAUUUUGCUGUGUUUCUACUUUUUGCUAUAAUAUAUUGCUCAGCUGUAAUGAGUCGUCUUACUAAUUUCAUGUAUGAGUUUAGAGAAUGAGGAAGUCAGGAGGUUGCGUCCCAAAUCAAGUUCAAGUUUUAGUACAGUGAAAUACUUAACUUGUAUGCUGUACCCAACAGUGCAGUAAUCAAAAUAUAUGAAAACACUAAGAAAUAAGAGAGGAAGCUAUAUACAGGGUCAGUGCUAAUACCAAAUGUACAAUGUGCAGGGAUACUUGAGAAUUUGAGGUAGAUAUGUACAUAUACUGUAGGCAGGGAAUAGGAGAAAGUGACUGGUAGCUGGAUAAAGAAUAAUAAUAUAUCAAAAGUAGAGUCCUAAAUAGGGAAUAGUGUGCCGUUUGGGAUGGACUGAGUUAGUUAGGGGUCUAUGACCAGUUCAAAAUGAUGCUGGUCAUCAUGAGCAUCAUAAGGAAUAGAACUCCUUUGCCCCUGUACUACUGCCUUGUCAAUGCAAACCUCCAGCCAUCUGCAAUAGAAUCUGACCUGCAUUCUCUCACGUGCUCUGGCUGUCUGCAUAACUCUCAUCUCUUUGAGUUUUAUUGAGUCAAUAAACAAACGAUUGUGAAAUGAA
Molecule: messenger RNA, 3233 nt
Organism: Oncorhynchus keta (chum salmon)
Lineage: Eukaryota; Metazoa; Chordata; Actinopteri; Salmoniformes; Salmonidae
Product: microtubule-associated protein RP/EB family member 3-like
Exons: 7
Coding region: 123-956 (277 amino acids)
Biological process (GO): spindle assembly; regulation of microtubule polymerization or depolymerization; protein localization to microtubule plus-end
Cellular component (GO): spindle midzone; microtubule organizing center; cytoplasmic microtubule
Molecular function (GO): microtubule plus-end binding
Source: RefSeq, a predicted model, not a curated record